Molecule: messenger RNA, 1615 nt
Organism: Abrus precatorius (Indian licorice)
Lineage: Eukaryota; Viridiplantae; Streptophyta; Magnoliopsida; Fabales; Fabaceae
Exons: 8
Coding region: 150-1334 (394 amino acids)
Biological process (GO): regulation of peptide transport
Cellular component (GO): membrane
Source: RefSeq, a predicted model, not a curated record
CUUAAUUUUAACGUUUCCCUCCUUUGUGGCUUUUCUCUGUGGUUGCAAGAAUCCUUCUUCCACCCACCUCUUCCCCUAACGCAAGAUUAAAUCGUUGAUUGAACCUUUCCCAAGAUCUCGUUGGCAAUUUGGUUCAGAAUUUCUUUGUGAUGGGUUUGAGAUACAAGGCUGGUUUGUUCCUCAUAGCCACUGUCGUUAUUAUUUGGGUCACCUCUGCAGAAGUUACCCAGGAUAUUUUUACAGAUUAUAAGCAGCCAUUUGCAGUGACAUAUCUUGGAGCUUCUCUUAUGGUAGUGUACCUCCCAAUAGCAUUCAUUAAGGACUGGUUCUGUAACUUACUUAAAUGCCGCUCUUCUAAAAGUGGUAAAAAUGCAGAAUGCGUGGAUGAGUAUUCUGUCAGCAUUAGCUCUCCUCUCAAAGACAAUGGAAUGCAGAAAAAUUUUGAGCUGGAACUGGGGAGUGUAAUUCGAAAAGAUAGUGAUUUAGACCUUUCAACUCUUGCAGAAGUAAAGCCUUUAGUAGCUAAAUAUAAUGAUAAUAUUAAUGUCCUAAAGACAGAGAGAGAACUUACUGGGAAGGAAAUUGCUACUUAUGGAUUUUACAUUGCACCUAUCUGGUUUAUAACAGAGUAUCUAUCAAAUGCUGCCCUUGCACGAACAAGUGUUGCAAGUACAACAGUAUUAUCAUCAACUUCAGGACUUUUCACACUCUUCAUUGGUGCAUUUAUGGGUCAAGACUCCUUAAAUGUAGCAAAAGUAGUUGCUGUCUUGGUUAGCAUGGCUGGGGUUGUCAUGACAACACUGGGGAAAACUUGGGCCGCAGAUGAAUCGCAAUUAAGUGCUGCCAAUGGAAAGCACUCUUUUGUUGGAGAUCUUUUUGGAAUUCUCUCGGCUAUGACUUAUGGUUUAUUUACUGUUCUUCUUAAAAAAAUUUCUGGUGAAGAAGGAGAAAGGGUUGAUAUGCAAAAGCUUUUUGGGUAUAUUGGAUUGUUCACACUUGUAGCACUCUGGUGGCUUGUCUGGCCACUGAUGGCCCUAGGAAUUGAACCCAAAUUUACCAUUCCCCACUCUGCCAAAGUGGAUGAAGUGGUUCUUGCCAAUGGAUUAGUUGGAAGCGUAUUGUCAGACUACUUCUGGGCACUUUGUGUUGUAUGGACUACUCCCCUUGUGGCCACUUUGGGUAUGUCACUCACCAUUCCUCUGGCUAUGGUGGCUGACAUGGUAAUUCAUGGUCGACAUUAUUCAGCAGUAUACAUUCUUGGUUCAGCUCAGGUAUUUGCAGGCUUUGUAAUAGCUAAUCUUUCAGAUUGGUUGACGAAGAAGUUGGGAUUAUAACGUAUUGUUUUUUAGAUUAAUUUUUUCCAUAUUUCAUUCUUUCUUCGGUCGAUCAUUUGUCCACUGUUCUAAUAGGGUGCUUGUACCAUGAGACCAUAUAUAUCUUGAAUCAAUGCACUGAUUGGGUGCUGUAUUUUUUUGUGUAUAUGAUUCUAGAGUGAGGUUUAUGUUUUAUUCAUGAUAGAUUGAGCUAUUAACCACGGAUCACAAGAAUGUAAUCAAGCCUUUUUAACAAUUGUGUAUGCAAUUCUUUUUCCUUAUAAUGUAAUGUUCGUUUCUUU